AUGUGGGUUCAAUCUUCCGCUCUUUGUUUUGCAGCCAUUUUACUGGACGUGGCUUUCGGUAAGACAGUUGUGCCAGAUUUAGAUGACUCGUUUAAAGAAAGUCGCAAAGAUGACAUUUGGCUCGUAGAUUUCUAUGCACCAUGGUGUGGCCAUUGUAAAAAACUGGAGCCAAUCUGGAACGAAGUUGGGACUGAGAUGACAAACAUGGGUUCGCCAGUGAAGGUUGGGAAGAUGGAUGCUACUACCUAUGCCAGUAAGCCUUUCCUUGGUUCUUAUUUUGCUCUUAGGCAGCAUCCACUCAUAAAAUUAUUGAAGGGGGACCUGGCCUAUAACUACCGAGGACCGCGGACCAAAGAUGACAUCAUUGACUUUGCUCACAGAGUGUCUGGGGCUUUAAUCCGGCCACUUCCAAGUCGGCAGAUGUUUGAGCACGUGCGGAGGCGACACCGUGUGUUCUAUGUUUACGUAGGUGGGGAGUCACCCUUGAAGGAGAAAUAUAUCGAUGCUGCUUCAGAAUUAAUUGUGUAUUCCUACUUCUUUGCUGCCACAGAAGAGGUGAUUCCUGAGUCCGUGGUGCUGAAAGAGAUGCCUGCUGUGCUCGUCUUCAAAGAUGACACGUACUUCAUUUAUGACGAGUUUGAGGACGGCGACCUGGAGUCCUGGAUCACCAGAGAGCGGUUUCAGAAUUACCUCACCGUGGAUGGCUUCCUCCUGUAUGAGCUUGGAGACACAGGAAAACUUGUGGUUAUUGCAGUUAUUGAUGAGAAAAAUACAUCAGUUGAACAUACCAGAUUAAAGUCAGUUAUUAAGGAAGUUGCCCAAGAUUACAAAGCCCACUUCCGUAGGGAUUUCCACUUUGGCCAUAUGGAUGGAAAUGAAUAUAUAAAUAGCUUGCUGAUGGAUGAACUGAAGGUGCCAACGGUGGUUGUGCUGAAUACUUCAAACCAACAAUACUAUGUACUGGACCGACAGAUUAGGAAUGUCCAUGACAUGGUCCGGUUCAUUGAUAACAUUUUGAACGGCACGGUGGAGGCCCAAGGAGGGGACAGCAUCUUGCAGAGGUUGAAAAGAAUAAUGUUUGAUGCGAGGACUACCGUGUUGUCGAUUUUCAAGAGCUCCCCACUCAUGGGCUGCUUUCUCUUCGGCCUGCCACUGGGUGUCAUCAGCAUCAUGUGCUACGGCAUCUACUCGGCAGACUCCGACGGAGGCUACAUGGAAGAGCGUUACGAGCUGACCAAAAGCGAGCUUGAGACCCUGGAGAACCAAGAACUGAUGGAGGAGAGGCUGGAGCAUCAAGGGCGAAAUGGCUUGGAGGCUCCGUUGCCACCUGCUGAGCCUGUGCCCCCACCCAAGGACGCAGCCGACAAGAAGAAAGAUUGAGCCCCACCAGUAGCAGGAAGCACCGUCUGGCUAGGAUUUCCACUUACUCAAGAGUCUAUUUAUUAAAUUGAGAUGUUUAAUCCUGACUCUGGCCGAAGGGGACGUGUGUGGCUAAUACUGACGGCAUGGCUUAAAGGCGUUCCUUCUAUAAAUGGGUGGGGAGGGGGGAGAAGUUUUUUUGGGGGGUCUGGAACAGAGAGACCCCACACGCAUAUGGAAACAAGACUUGCCAUCCAAGUGUAUUUUCUAGUUGUCACUGUAACAGAUCACUUAGGUUUGCAUGUUUUUCUCUCUGAAUAUGUGUGUCAAGGUUGCGGUUCUUGGCCAGUCAGCUAGAAGACCUGUUCACCAUAGGACAAGUCAUACCUCCACCUCCCAUCCAUCCUCCUGAUAUAUUUUGGAUAAGAUUUAUAUGGACAAAAUUAAAUCUCAAAAAAAAAAAAUACGCACUCUGAAGAGAACUGCUCAUUUUUCGCAUCUGAAUAUUGAAAUGAGUCCGUUGGUUUUGUAUAGCAUCAUCAUGUUAUUUUUUGGGUGUUAUUUUUCAAGGAAAGAAAAUGCUACUGGUUAUCUUUCUGUUAAUGUUGUAUCAUCGUGAAGGUUUCAGGUGGGCGGGCCUGUGUGUGGGGACAGGACAGCCGAAGCUCGGGCUGUGUACAGUGUGCCCUCACAGGACUGGAGGCUUCUGCCUCCCCCACCUAACCUUGGCCAAGCCCACCUCAGAACGGUGUACUUUAUGGUUUUUUUGUUUUGUUUUGUUUUGUUUUGUUUUGGGUCUGUUUUAUAUCUUGGAAUUUCUUUUCAAUUUUCCUUUGGUAAAAAGCUUCUGCUGCUUUUUAAAAAGUAAUAUAUCACUCUUUAUGAUAACUUAUACUCCAUGUGUGUGUAUAUUUACAUAUGUGUGUAUAUAUAUAUGUAUAUAUGAAAUUUAUUGACCACAAGUCUGUUAGCUAAUAUAACUGGUGUAUCUGUGUUGAUAUGAGUAAUUACCUUGUCAGCAUGUCAAACAAUGGAAGUCGAGCUCAGUGCAAUGAAAUUCCCUAGUUUUCUCCUCUGUCCCCCUAAAUCCUUCACCCACACCAGCCUCCCAGCUUCCGUCCACAGUUCAGUGCUGUAGGACUUUCUCCCCAGGUCCUGGCUUGCCAGUCCGUAGUUUUUCCAGUAACCGUGUGGUGUGUUUGGUAUAGAUUCAUUUCUUGUUUUGGUUUGUUUUUCUCUGGAGGCUUUUGUUUCAGCGGAACUUGAGAGUUUUCUUCGGUUGACCACUUUUGGGGUGGCCAUUUCUCAAGUAAUGGAGUUAGCCAAAGUAAAGGAUUUCAUUAACA
Messenger RNA from Echinops telfairi (small Madagascar hedgehog), 2705 nucleotides. RefSeq names its product thioredoxin related transmembrane protein 3 (gene TMX3). Lineage: Eukaryota; Metazoa; Chordata; Mammalia; Afrosoricida; Tenrecidae. Gene Ontology annotation, molecular function: protein disulfide isomerase activity. The record is from RefSeq and is a predicted model, not a curated record. Gene Ontology annotation, biological process: peptidyl-cysteine oxidation. Gene Ontology annotation, cellular component: endoplasmic reticulum. The transcript is spliced from 17 exons. Bases 1 to 1380 code for a protein of 459 amino acids.